Molecule: messenger RNA, 2616 nt
Organism: Anguilla anguilla (European eel)
Lineage: Eukaryota; Metazoa; Chordata; Actinopteri; Anguilliformes; Anguillidae
Product: peroxisomal succinyl-coenzyme A thioesterase-like
Exons: 11
Coding region: 282-1712 (476 amino acids)
Biological process (GO): fatty acid metabolic process; acyl-CoA metabolic process
Molecular function (GO): fatty acyl-CoA hydrolase activity
Source: RefSeq, a predicted model, not a curated record
CCUGGGGAAAAAUUAACUUGCUCAUUGUAGUUCAUGUAAGGCCGUGGUUAAAGGUGAAUGUUCAGAAGGCAGCACGCCCAGUUUAAACCAGUGAUAAUCAGCAUGGGAUUCGCCAGUCAGGACUGUGAUUUUCAUUCACCGUGCCAGUUAUCAGUGCAAUGGAUGCUGUGUGCUAAGAGAGAACGCGGAAGACGUCGAUAAAUAAUAUAAAGACCUGGAUGUAGAUAUAUUUCUUCUACCGCUCUGCCAUUUAUGUUGUGUGUCACAGGGCGGCUGGGGAGAUGGCUACGCGGAGGUCAGUGCUGCUCGCCGGCCAUUGGGAGACGCUGAUUCGGCUGUCUGUGCUGUUGCCUGUCAGGGUCACCCUCGGUCAGAAGAUGGUUUGGCAACGCGGCAUGACGGGUGCGGUUCGAGGGAGGGCCACCUCCGCUCCUGCGCCCACGCUGAUGGCCACGCCCACUCGAGCGCUCAUGGACGAGCCGGUAGUGCUGGAGGCGCGUCACCUGACCCCGCGCUGCCCCGUCACGGUGCGAGCCCGCCUGCGCUGUGAGGAGGGGGACCUGUGGGAGGCACUGGCACAUUAUUACGCAGACGGGAACGGGGUCUUGAACCUGUCACGGGACGAGGCCCAGGGGGGGUCGUACACUGGCUGCGAGCCCAUGGGCCUGUUCUGGAGUCUGUUUCCAGCACCUGGGGAGAGGGAGGGGCUGAGGCUGAGGAAGAAGAAUGUGGAGACUCCAUACACGUUCCAGGUGUCCCUGCUGAACGGGCACGUGUCAUCGCACGGCGUCAGGUCACAUGAUGAGGGGGAGGAGCUGGCUGCGGUGACUGUGGAACGCUGGUACACAGCCCCCGGGGUGCGCAGGAUCGACAUUCGGGAAGAGGGGCUGGUGGGAACCCUGUUCUUACCCCCAGGUCCAGGGCCGUUCCCUGCGGUUUUGGACUGCUGGGGAAUGGGGGGCGGUUUGGUGGAGUACCGCUCCGCCCUGCUGGCCUCCCGGGGCGUAGCCAGCUUCGCUCUGGCUUACUUCGGCCACAGAGACAUUCCCGGGCCGCUCGAUGCGAUCAACGUGGGAGACGACUACAUCCAGGCAGCGUUCCAGCUGCUGCAGAAUCACCCUCAGGUGUGCGGGAGCCGGGUGGCCGUGCUGGGGCUGUCCUACGGGGCCUACCUCGCCCUGCGCAUCGCCACUCAACUGCCCGUCAACCCUCGGUGCAUAAUUGCAAUAAACGGGCCGAUCGGGUCCACGGCCCAGGGCGUGGAAGCCGAUGGGAAAGUGGUGAGCUUCGGAGCGUCUAAGGUAGUGUACAGCCAUGACCUUCCAGGCUACGUGGAUUUUAAACGGGCUACCCUUCCCGAAUUUCUUCCUCUAAGCACCAAAAUUAAGGUGGAGAACCUGCGCUGCCCCCUGCUGUUGGUCACUUCCGAAGACGACAUCAGCUGCUCGGUUUUGGAGAACGCAGCCCAGAUAAAGGAGGGACUGCAAGCUUCCAAUAAAUCCCACCUGCUCACCUGGGUGUCGUACCCUGGCGCGGGUCACCUGCUUGAACCUCCAUACUCACCGCAUGCCCGCAUCUCACUGUGGACCAUGCGGCCUACCAAAUUGAUGGUUUGCUGGGGUGGACACACUGCACCUCAUGCAGCCGCUCAGGAAGAUGCCUGGAAGAAGGUUCUGGAUUUCCUGGAGUGUCAUCUCAGAGGGGGCAAUUAGCCUUUCUUUGACGCCAGCUUACCAAGAAUCUUUACGAGUGCAAAUGACAGUUAUAUUGGAUGUAAUUUUAAUUUAUUGUAUAAUGCUUCUGAGGGAGCCUCAUUCCAUGUGAAAUGUGUUAUAUCUGUGAAACAAUGUUUUGUAUAUUUUUUUGUUAUUAAAGUGUUUAUUAAUGUAUGUAAACAUAAGAGAAUCCACUGGUAAAGGAUCCACAAGACUGGCUUCCGUUUGGACCCAUGAGUAAUCCUGUGUACCCAAAGACCAUGACACUAGAUUUCUUAGUUAGGCUGAACAAAAAUAAUAAUGGAUGUUGGGGUUUGGGGACGCAAAGACCCCCCAAUGGGCUCUGGCUUCAAUAGGGUUGUUAAACUAAUAUGUGGCUUUUUAUGCAAGUGUACUUGUUAAGAGAUUUUAAAAAUGAAGAUGAUAAGUAACAUGGUAAUAUGUGGAAGAGAAAAUUGAGUCUUGGAAGAAGAUUCAUUAUUACAACAUUGAUUCUUCCUAACAGAGAUAGUGGUUGAGUCCUCCAAUUAUGCAUAUCCAUUAGAGGCAAACAUUCGAUUAAAAAUGUAUUUUAUAUCCCGUAAAUCUGGCAACUUUCUCUAUUGUAUUAUGUAAGUAUGGCAAAAAGAAAAUUCUGGGUCUUUUAUAUAUAAAACGAUAUCAUCUGCAUACAGGGAUAUUUUAUGCUUAGUAUUAUUCAUCUUGAGUCUUUUAAUAUUGAUAGUGCCUCGUACAAAGUUUCUGUCAGCAUUGCAAAUGGUACAGGUGACAAUGGGGGCACCCCCCCCCCCCCCCCCCCCAACAACGUGAACAACAAUGCCAGGCGUGUUUAGAAAUAUUAUAUUCUUAUGUAAAAUUCCUUUGUAUUUGGAAUAAACCAUCUGCAAACCAAUGAACAACA